This is a messenger RNA of Puccinia triticina, 399 nucleotides long. RefSeq lists its product as uncharacterized. The coding region runs from base 1 to 399 and encodes 132 amino acids. NCBI's taxonomy places the organism in Eukaryota, Fungi, Basidiomycota, Pucciniomycetes, Pucciniales, Pucciniaceae. The record is from RefSeq and is a predicted model, not a curated record. The transcript is spliced from 2 exons.
AUGUUAGGCCCACCUAACGUCGUGGUGGUGUGUGCAGCCAAAGAGCUCUCGGCAUCUAACCGGGACCUGCUCGGCUGGAUCAACGACAAGAUCCGGGCCCGCAAGUUGGCCACCGCCUCGGACUUCUUGGGCUCCAUCCGCAACGGCCACGCGCUCGUCCGGCUCAUCGAGGCCCUCGCUAUGGCCGACUCCGGCCUCUCCAUCAGGGACUUCCUUGGCGCCUCCCAUCUCACUCAGCUCGACCUCCAUCGCCCUGCUGGCCCGGACACGCCAGAUAGCAAGCAAGGCUCGUUGAACUUCUUCUUCAGCCACAAACCUGCCAACCAAUCAGAGGAAAAAAACCCAGUCCAUGACAUUGAGAGGUUAACUAUUAACAAUAAUCAAAAUAUAAUGAAUUGA